Physella acuta is the source of this 1699-nucleotide messenger RNA. RefSeq lists its product as uncharacterized. NCBI's taxonomy places the organism in Eukaryota, Metazoa, Mollusca, Gastropoda, Physidae. The record is from RefSeq and is a predicted model, not a curated record.
AGUCCACAUAAACUAGUGACGUCAUUGUGGUCCACCAUUUUGUUUCUCCUCUCAGAUUUCAAACUGAACCAGUCUAUUUUCAAACUUUUGUAGAUCUAGAUCUACAUUGUAUUUUAAAAACCGUCCUCACGCUGAUGCAUAGACUCCACUAUGGCUGUGGUUGGUAAUCUAAACGUUUCCAAAGACUUGGAUCAGGUGAUGACCUACUACUGUCAGCAGCUGAAAAAACUGUCGACCUACUGGUCACAAAUGACACAGUUGGGCGUGUGUGAUGUGACCAUGUCCAAGAGCGCGGAGGACAUGAUGGAUCGUCUGGAGCAGGCCGUGGCAGCCAUCAUGGAGAAAGAAAUUCGAGUGGAAAAGGCCAAACAGUCUGUCCUUGACCUCAAAGCCAUUUUAGAUAUCUCGCGUCAAACAGUUGAAGCCAAAAGCAAACAUCUGGGACAGGAGGAGAAGCAGAAGGAAGAAGCCCAGAGCCUUAAGUUUAAAGAGUACCAGAGGAUUCACAAGCUGCAGGACGAGAAAGCUCUGUUUGAGAAAGAGAUAGUUCCAGCCAAGAGGAAGUUGUCCAAGCUCAAAGAUUUGUUGGAUGAAAAGAAUGAGAAAAUGAGAAAUUUGGAGAACUUCCACGAGAUCCUGGCUGACCACUGUGCCCUGGACAUGAUCCUGCUCAAGGACAUGACGGAUGAGACGAGGGCUGAGAGGCACAAGUGGGACGCGCCUGAUCUAGAUGUGUCUAAAGAAAUGAAUGCAUUUCUUCUCAACAUGGACGAGCUACACGCCCUGGAGGAGACAGUUGGUGACUUUAAAGAUGUGCUUCAAAACCAGAAGAUUUGGUAUGAUGAAGAACUACAGACAAAACUUUUUUAUUCCACUCGAAGUAAAGAGAUCAAGCAUAAAAUUAACUAUUUCAAGAAUGUGCUUCGUCGUUUGGAAAAAACAGGUCGAAGUGAAGACACUGAUGAGGAUCACGAUGAGAAACGUUUGAGCAGACGGUCUGAGCAUAUCCUUGUUGAUGGCUCCCCAGGAGUUGAAGCCAAAGAGGUGGAGUUGUAUCUCAGCCACCAGUUUGGUAUGAAAGUCCUGGCUGACUACACUAUGUUGAGAAGAUUAAAAGAUGAAAUAGGAGUUCAAGGUUUGGCUUAUCUGGUGGAAAAAAUCAGGCUACAAGGCUGCAGCUGUGCCCAAACACCCUCACCAAGCCAGUCCUACACAGACUGGGAGGAGAAACGGAUAGAGAAGGCCCUAAAAAGUAUUGCACUAGAAUACAGGGACCAUGAUGAAAACAAAAGAUUGCUCAGAGUUCCAGGUUUGAGCCAGGACAGCUGUGUGGAGGAGCAGCAGCACGCCCCAUCUGACCACACCUACCCCUCCUCCCCAUCACUAUCCAACAGCUCCUACCUGACCAGGAACACGUCCAAUACAGAAGUUUCCUCCCCUUCCAACCAAGCCAGCAGGAAAAGUUCUAGUAACUCGUUAAAGAGGAAAAAUUCAUUGGCUCGCAUCAAAAAGUUUCUCAAGUUUUGAAACAGGUUGCUGUAACAGUCAGCAUAGAUUUUUCUUAUGUUUCAGAUUAUAUUGAUUUUUCUUUUGUUUCAGAUUAUAUUGUCUUACUCAUUUAAACUUUAAAUAUCCCAAUUGAAAAAAAACCUUUGUAUCAGAAAAUAACCCUUAGGAUUAUUAAAGAGCCUCAAUUCUA